AUGACCGAUUUUGCAUUAGCCGCACAGGCUCUCAUUCUCAAUGAAAAGCUCGACACGACUGCUACAUCGUUUUCAGAGGCCAUUGCAUCCACUACCGACGACAUUUUGCAAGGUCAAUAUACCAAAGUGUUGCGCGAACGUAGUCCACUCUUCACCUCCAGCAGCAGCAAUGACAAUGAAGGACUGAUAUCGACGGGCGAUUUGACAAGUUGGAUCCAUGCACGAUUAUCGACUCUGGAUAUGGAUAAUAGCGAGACUCGUUUCUUGAUAUUGGCAACGGGUAUUGCAGCACUGAACGCGUUUGUACAAACCAAUUGGACGGGUCCACUUUUGGAUUGGAGCGUGAGCCAAGUUGUAUUGUCAAGCGAUGUGGCCGAUAAGCAGGUGGAUGAUCGCAUUCAUCAACAUUGUCUUGGUGUACUUUCAGUGGAUAGCGAACCAGUUUAUCAUUUGACAGAACGCUUGGGUUUAUUGUUGAUUGCACGAGAAUUACUAUUGGCAGUGAGGAAACAACAUCCACAACCAGAAGUGGCUUUAUGGGCCAUGCGUGCCGUCUUUUUACAACAACAACUACUCGACAACCCAACAGGCACUUUGCAAUCUUUGUUGUUGGAGGAACUCGCCAAGGAAAGCAGUGGAUUUGAACGUGAUUCACUUCGUGUACGUCAACAAUUGGAUGUGGCAUUGGUUGAAAGCUAUUAUGGACUUGAUAAGGAAGCCUGCAAUAUGAUGCAACAAGCCCAAAAGACAUCUGGAUUUCAAUGGGAGCUUACCGGUGCUCUUGGUCGUCGUACCAAGUUCCAGACAUUUGAUGUAUCUCAAUUGGUGUUGCUUGCUGAAAGCAAGAAUGACGAUGCUGCUCUGAAACAAGACGACAAGAAGGAUGAUAAGGAUGAGGAGGAUGAGGAUCGAGUACGACCUGAGACCGUUGCUUUGGAAGAUGAUACAUUGUUGGAUCAAGUUGCUUUUACCAAGAAUGAAAAGAAUGAACGUGAUGAAGCCAAACGUCGUGGCAACCUUCAAGUCAUUGAUCAAUGUUUAUUGCUCGCAUUUUGUUUGAAUGUCAAGAAUACAAACCCAGAGCAUGGUCUUACGAGUGAAGAGAUGGCACCCUAUGUCACCCGUGUGCUCGAGAAUGCCAACAACUGGAUGGUCCACACCAUGGGUUUGCUGCUCAAGACACGUUUGGAAGCACACAAGAGUCGUACUGUGGAGCGUUCAUUGUUGCAGUUACAGGCUUUGGUGGAUCAAAUCAAGGUCGAAGAUUCAAGUGUUGAGGAACGUCUUGCCUACUUUUACGAGUUGCUGUUACCUAGCAAGUGGGAUAUGGAGCGUGAAUUGGCGAAGCGGUUCGUUUCUUUGGGUGUCGUCAAGAGUGCAUUGGAGAUCUUUGAACGAUUGGAAAUGUGGGAAGAGGCCAUCGCCUGCUAUCAGAUGCUUGAAGAGUCUCACAAGGCUAAGGAUGUGCUUUCUCGCUUGAUGAAGGAUGAUCCCAAUUCUCCAAAGCUUUGGUGUAUCCUUGGUGAUGUUGAGCGUAACCCCGAUCACUGGCGUAAGGCAUGGGACAUCUCCAACAAGCGUUUUGCACGUGCAAUGCGAUCUUUGGGUGCGUAUCAUUACCGACGACAAGAGUACAAUGAAGCCAUUGAAUGCUAUCAACAUGCUCUCGAGAUCAACCCAUUGUUUGAAGGAUCGUGGUAUAUUCUUGGUUGUGCUGCCAUGCAAGUGGAUUCAUGGGAUGUGGCUGCACGUGCUUUCCAGCGUGUAGUAUCACUUGAUCACGAACAAGCUGAAGCAUGGAACAACUUGUCGAGCAUUUAUGUACAAAUGGAUCGCAAAACGGAUGCAUUCUUGGCACUCAAGCAAGCAACCAAGCUCAAGUUUGACAAUUGGCGUAUGUGGCAAAACUUGCUCGUGGUGGCUGUGGACGUGGGUCAAUUCGCUGAUGCUAUUUGGGCUAUGCAACGAGUCGUUGAAUUGAGAUGGGACAAAGUGCGUGAAGAAGCUGUCGACAAACAAGUGCUGCACAUGUUGGUUGAGAACGUUGUCCAGAAUUGGAAGGAUCCUUUUGAUCGUGAUGGUGCUCGUCUCGCACGCCACGUGCAGCGUUUACUUGAAGAUGUUAUCCUCACUCGCAUUACCGGUUCACCCGAACUUUGGGGCAUCACUGCAAAGUUUUACAUUUGGCAGCAGCGUUACGUCGAUGCACUUGAAGCUUCAGUCAAAGGAUAUCGCACCGUCAUGCAUGAUGCUAGCAUUGAAACGGAUCAACAAGUCUUUGAUCGCGUGGCUCAGGUUGCCCUGGAUACCGUCGACAUGUAUGAGACUUUGGGUGAAAAAGAACAAGAUGGUGCCCCCGUAUGUGCUGAUUGGCGUUAUCAAUCCCGUCAAAUUCUCAAGAGUAUUAUGGGCAAGGGCAAAGAUGUAUUUGAAGACACUGUGAUGUAUGAUCGACUCAAGGAGCGACUCGAGGAUCUCAAGCGCACAUAA
Messenger RNA from Lichtheimia ornata, 2490 nucleotides. RefSeq lists its product as uncharacterized. The record is from RefSeq and is a predicted model, not a curated record. NCBI's taxonomy places the organism in Eukaryota, Fungi, Mucoromycota, Mucoromycetes, Mucorales, Lichtheimiaceae. Bases 1 to 2490 code for a protein of 829 amino acids. The transcript has a single exon. Gene Ontology annotation, molecular function: protein binding.